Acyrthosiphon pisum (pea aphid) is the source of this 2749-nucleotide messenger RNA. Its product is annotated as venom carboxylesterase-6. NCBI's taxonomy places the organism in Eukaryota, Metazoa, Arthropoda, Insecta, Hemiptera, Aphididae. The record is from RefSeq and is a predicted model, not a curated record. The coding region runs from base 456 to 2150 and encodes 564 amino acids. The transcript has 12 exons.
AUAAAUAUGACUGUCAGCAGUGGUCGUGGGGGGUGAUCACAGAUAUGUAUUCAAGUAUGUAUGAUACAUAUUAUUAUAUUAUAAAUAUACCUCAUAAAAUUACAUGCUAUUAUCGGUGUAUAUUUGACGUGGGUACCAGACGAAUAGGAAAACUUACAGACAGGGCUGCACUAGAACCUAGGACUGGGUUUCUGGCGGUUCGGCCCACUGGCCACUACAUCAUUAAUCGCAUUCAGCGGCCCGACAUAAAUUAACAGCCGUGACUCGCGGUCCAUUGCGCCGUUGAAUAUUUGCACAGUGGCCGAGUCCGGACCUGCAGUUACAGACAAUGUAUCAGUUGGGUCCCAAAGUUUGCCAUUCAACAUAUUAUUGUCUACCGUCUGCCGGUGGCCAAUUGAUAUUCUCUGCAGCGAUUUUCGCGCCGACUAGUUUUUACUUCUGAUUUUUUCUCCGCCAUGCGCCUUGUCAUUGUUUUAUUACUGGCACGUUUGUAUUGUUUCGUGGCCGGUAAUCAGCAUCCCGUAGUGGAAACCGAAAAUGGACCGGUAUCCGGGAAACUAUCGAAGACAUGGAAAGGAAGAACUAUUUACAGCUUUCAAGGGAUACCUUACGCCACUCCACCUGUAGGGAAGCUGAGAUUUCAGGAAGCUCAACCGAUGAAACCUUGGCCGGGAGUGUGGAACGCAUCGUCUCCGGGUAGUAAAUGUAUUCAGUACGACCAUUCGAGUUAUUUAAUCGACGGAGACGAGGAUUGUCUUUACGUGAACGUGUAUACACCGAAAAUUCCGGUAAGAGGAAAAAGUAAUAAACUUAUGAAUGUAUUGGUUUUUAUUCAUGGAGGUGCCUUCAUGUUCCUUUACGGAUCUAUAUACCAGCCCGAUUACGUUUUGGACAAGGAUAUAAUUCUCGUUACAUUCAACUACCGGCUCGGCCCAAUAGGUUUUUUUAGCACUGGAGAUUCCGUAGUGCCGGGCAAUAAUGGAUUAAAAGAUCAAGUACAAGCAUUAAAAUGGGUGAACAGAAAUAUUAAGUAUUUUGGAGGCGAUCCAGAGAAAAUUACAAUUAGUGGAAUGUCGGCUGGAGGCGCCAGUGUUCAUUUUCAUAUGUUGUCACCGUUGUCUAGAGGACUGUUUCAAAGAGUAUUCUCUCAGAGCGGAACGGCUUUGUGCCCUUGGACAAUAGCCGAAAAUGUACCGGAUAAAUCAGCAGCAGUCGGCGCUUACCUAGGUUGUCCUACUCGUCCGUCUAAAGAUUUGGUCGAAUGUUUAAUGACAAGGCCAGCUUUGCACAUCGUAGAAGCAGUAAAAAUAUUUCUUCCGUUCUUGUACAACCCGUACUCUCCCUUCGGACCGGUUAUCGAGAUACCUAGUGAAAAUGCUUUUAUAACCGAACUGCCCUAUCAUAUUCUCGCCAAAGGCCUAGCGACCGAUGUACCGUGGUUGUCUAGUGUUGCCACUCACGAGGGUCUCUACCCGGGUUCUGAAUUUAUCAAUAAUCCUGAGUUGUUGAAGUAUAUCGACGAAAAUUGGAACAAAGUCAUGCCGCACAUACUGGACUACAACUACACAAUACCGCAGGAUAAAAUCGACAGCGUGUCAGAACUGAUCAGAAAAGAAUAUCUAGGCAGUGAAGAACUGGUUAAAGGAAAUACAGAACAAUUUAUUCAAAUGAUAAGCGAUCGCCUGUUUGUAGUCGAUAUUAUAAAAGCUGCUAAAAUACACGCUCAACUUUAUAAAUCUCCGGUAUAUUUAUAUCAAUUCGGAUACCGAGGUAGACACAGUCUUUCGGAACAUUUUGCUCAAUCAAACGAAAAUUACGGAGCUAGCCAUGCAGAUGACACGGGUUACGCAUUAAAAAACGUAUAUGUAAACGUCGAAGACUCAGAAUCGGACAAAUCAUUAGUGCCAAUCGUAGUUGAUAUUUGGACAUCAUUUGCUUUUGAAGGAAUACCAUCAACUGGAAUUAGCUCUAUCGACUGGACUCCUGUGAGCAAAGACCCUAAUCAUUUAGCUGUAUCGUUUUUAAAAAUAUCUUCCCCUACUAAUAUAACCAUGAGCGAAGUUGAGGACAUGGGAAGAAUUAGGUUUUGGGAUUCGUUGGACUUUAACGAGAAUGAACACUAUUCUUAUCAUGAAAAUAAAGAUGUUUGAUUUUGUAUUUUGAAUUUACUACCUAAUAAUAAUAUAAUCCCCAGGUGAAUUUAUUUUCAUGUUUCGGUCAUGGGAUACAGAGUAUUAUUUUUUUUUAGAAUUUGUGCAUAACUUUAGUUACUUUGUUAAAGAAUCAAAAUAGAUACUUAUUAAUUAUUUUGAAUUUACGUUAAAUAACAUUUUGGCAUUUAGAUUUAAUACUUAUAAGUAAUAUUGUAUUGUUUUAUUUAUUGUAUAUUAUUGUAUUGAAAUUUAUAAUCAUAUAAUCAUAAUAUUAUAAUGAUUCAUUAUUUUUUGAUUUUCUAAAAAUUAAGAUAUUUAAAAUUGUAUAAUUUAUUUUUUAUUGAACAAGACUCAUGAAAUAUUAUAUCUUCUCGAAAAUUUGUUUCCAACAACAACAAAUUUAAUAAAACAUCGUAUAAUAGGAACUUACGUAUUAUCAUGACGUAUGCUUAUUUAAAUUUGUCGGUAAGCAUAUAAAAAAAAAAUCAAUUAAAUACCUUACGUAUAAUGUAAGAAUACUUGUUUUUUUUUUUUUUUUGGUAUAGUAAUUAUUAUAUUUUUCUCACGGGUAAUAAAUAGAAAAACUAGUUUUGAAA